AUGUCUUUGGCUAGAGGUAGACUAAUUAAAGAAAUGAAAGAGGCAUCCAAACUGGAUGAUCCUAACAUCAAGUUAUACGUAUCAAACUCUAACAUAUUUAACUGGACUGCAUACAUCAGAGGACCAGAAGGAACACCAUUUGAGUCUGGGAUAUUUAAACUCUUAAUCCAUUGCCCUAAUUCGUAUCCCAUACAACCACCUACAGUCCAUUUUGUUACAAAAUGUUUUCAUCCUAACAUAAAUUUUCAAACAGGAGAAUUAUGUAUUGAUAUUCUCAAGUCAAAUUGGAGUCCAGCUUGGACAAUUCAAUAUCUUUGUCGAGGAGUCAUCUACAUACUUUCUUCUCCUAACCCUGAUAGUCCUUUAAACUGUGAUGCCGGGAAUCUGGUCAGGUACGGAGACCUUAUAGGAUACAAAUCGAUGGCAAAAAUGUAUACACAUGAAUACUCACUCAAAGAGUUUCCUAAUUCUUGA
Theileria annulata is the source of this 474-nucleotide messenger RNA. RefSeq names its product ubiquitin-conjugating enzyme e2, putative. The transcript has 4 exons. Bases 1 to 474 code for a protein of 157 amino acids. Lineage: Eukaryota; Apicomplexa; Aconoidasida; Piroplasmida; Theileriidae. The record is from RefSeq and is a predicted model, not a curated record.